Hansenula anomala is the source of this 1302-nucleotide messenger RNA. RefSeq names its product translation initiation factor eIF2B subunit gamma (gene GCD1). The coding region runs from base 1 to 1302 and encodes 433 amino acids. Gene Ontology annotation, molecular function: guanyl-nucleotide exchange factor activity; translation initiation factor activity. NCBI's taxonomy places the organism in Eukaryota, Fungi, Ascomycota, Saccharomycetes, Phaffomycetales, Wickerhamomycetaceae. Gene Ontology annotation, cellular component: eukaryotic translation initiation factor 2B complex; guanyl-nucleotide exchange factor complex. The record is from RefSeq and is a predicted model, not a curated record. The transcript has a single exon. Gene Ontology annotation, biological process: biosynthetic process; cytoplasmic translational initiation.
AUGGAAUUUCAUGCUGUGAUAUGCUGUGGAAAAGGUAGUGGGCUAAACCCUCUCUCUAUGACCAAGGAAACAGGUAUUCCAAAGGCAUUGUUACCAAUUGGGAACAAACCAAUGAUCGAGUAUGUCUUGGAAUGGUGUGAUAAAGCCCCAUUCAAAGCUGUCACAGUCGUUAGUGAUUCAGAUAGUAAUAUUGAAAUUACUGCUGUUGUUGAAGCUUACAAAUCCAAAAGACCAAAAAAUGUCCACAGUCAUAUUAAUAUUAUAAAGUUUGAUGGUGAUUCAACUGGUGAAAUUUUGGCCGAAUUUAUUGAUAAAGUUAGUGGUAAUUUUAUUCUUCUACCUUGUGAUUUCGUCACUGAUUUACCUCCACAAGUGUUGAUCGAGGAAUUCAGAAAUAGAGACGAUAAUGAUAUUGCCAUGUCUGUUCAUUAUAACAAUAGAUUUGAAAGUAUAGACAAAAAACACUUCACAAAUUAUUAUACUGUUUAUUCGGAUGAUCAACACUUAUUAGAUAUUUAUUCAAAAGAUACAGUUGAAGCCUCAAAAUUCUUGGAAAUUAGAACACAAAUGGUUUGGAGAUAUCCUAAUGUCAAUGUUUCCACAAAACUCUUAGAUUCAUUCAUAUAUUUUUUCUCCCCAGAAGCUUUAAAGGUAUUGAAAGAGGAAAUUGAAGAUUAUAGAACAAAGUCAAUAACCAAAAUACUGAGAGAUCUCGCACGUCGUUCCUGGAGGCAUUCUGUGCCUAAAGGAACCAUUAGCUUUUUGGUUUUACCAUCACAAUGUACAUUUGUUAGAGCUGAUAAUUUACCAGCAUAUAUGGAAGCAAAUCGUUACAUCAUGAAAUUGAAAGCUAAACAACAACAGCAACCCGCACAAGCUAAAGAAAAGGGUGCUGCUACUGUCGGUGCUGACUCUGUUGUUGGUGAGAAUACAACUUUAGGUGAACGUACCAGUGUAAAGAAAACUGUUGUUGGUAAGAAUUGUAAUAUUGGUAAACGUUGUCGUUUGACAGGUUGUGUUUUGUUGGAUGGAAUCACGUUAGAAGAUGAUGUUGUAUUGGAAAACUGUAUCAUUGGUAAAGACUCUAUAGUCCAUGCCAAAUCUAGAUUGACAAAUUGUAACAUAGAGGGAAGUUAUAGUGUUUCAAAAGGUUCACAGAUCAAAGGUGAAACUUUGACCAACAUCUACAUUGAGGGCCAACUAGAAGAGUCUGAUGAGUCUGAAAGUGACUCUGAGGAUUACGACAGUUAUGAAGAAGAUUUUGAAGACGACUAUGAAGACGACGGAUUGUUUGAGCGUUAG